Molecule: messenger RNA, 384 nt
Organism: Saccharomyces kudriavzevii IFO 1802
Lineage: Eukaryota; Fungi; Ascomycota; Saccharomycetes; Saccharomycetales; Saccharomycetaceae
Gene: TRX3
Product: Trx3p
Exons: 1
Coding region: 1-384 (127 amino acids)
Source: RefSeq, a predicted model, not a curated record
AUGUUGUUAUAUAGGCCUACCAUGAGAGUGGCGGUAAGACCGUUACAGUAUGCCAGGUUCCAAUCCUCGUACACCAGCAUUACUAAAUUGACCAAUCUAACAGAAUUUAAGAAUCUCAUCAAGCAAAAUGACAAACUGGUGAUUGAUUUUUAUGCCACUUGGUGCGGUCCUUGUAAGAUGAUGCAACCACAUUUAACGAAGUUGAUUCAAGCCUACCCAGAAGUAAGAUUUGUCAAAUGCGACGUGGAUGAGUCUCCAGAUAUUGCAAAAGAGUGUGAAGUGACGGCUAUGCCCACUUUUGUUCUUGGCAAAGACGGCCAACUCAUCGAUAGGAUCAUCGGAGCCAAUCCUGAUGCGUUGGGAAAGGGAAUCAAGGACCUAUAA